Molecule: messenger RNA, 1090 nt
Organism: Spea bombifrons (plains spadefoot toad)
Lineage: Eukaryota; Metazoa; Chordata; Amphibia; Anura; Pelobatidae
Product: beta-1,3-galactosyltransferase 5-like
Exons: 1
Coding region: 27-1013 (328 amino acids)
Cellular component (GO): membrane
Molecular function (GO): N-acetyl-beta-D-glucosaminide beta-(1,3)-galactosyltransferase activity
Source: RefSeq, a predicted model, not a curated record
GCUGCCUUUCGCUCCAGAGGUCUCCAAUGGCCCUGAAACGCGCAUGGUGCCUCAGAUUCAUGCUCUGCGUGAGCUCUUUCCUGUGCCUGAUCCUGCUCUGGUCCCAGCUGUCUCCAUUGUUUGGAGAAGACAGAUUCCAUCUAACUCGCCCCGUCUCGUCCUCACCUAAAGAAGGAGUUGAUUUCUCACUUUUGUUCUCAGAAGACCUUGGAGAGCCGCAGUGUCAGGAUCACUCAGUCCUGCUCAUCUUAGUGACUUCACAUCCAAGUCACAUAGAGCAGAGGAAGGCCAUAAGGAAGACCUGGGCUUCACCCAUGGAAGGAGCUGCAUAUCCUUGGCAGGUGGUCUUUCUGAUCGGGCGCACUUUAGAUGCAGAAUUGGACUGGCACAUUCACAAAGAGGAUGCCGAGCAUCGAGACAUCCUCAUGGGCAACUAUGUGGACACCUACCGGAACCUAAGCCUGAAAGUGAUGCAUGGCAUGAAGUGGGUAGCAGACAGAUGCCACCCACAAUACAUUCUUAAGACAGACGAUGACUGCUUUGUCAACACUGACCGUCUGCCGGCAUCCUUGGCCCUCCAUAGCCCGGCCAAAACAGGUCUCUACGUUGGCUCGGUUUUUCCUAGGGAGAAACGUAAAGUUAUCCGGGAUCCGUCUAGCAAGUGGUAUGUUUCUCAGCACAUUUUCCCACCGGAUAUAUACCCUCCUUAUGCCAGCGGAAUCGGCUACAUCUUGUCUUUGGAUGCAGUUAUAUCAGUGUUGAAAAUGGCAGAAGGCACCCCUCCCAUCCCGGUGGAAGACGCUUAUAUUGGGAUUUUAGCUGAGCGAGCCGGGAUCAGCCUCCUUUCCAGCUCUCGAUUCACCAAAUACAACAUGAAGUGGUCUGUUUGCAACUACCGUUACCUAAUGGUAAUUCAUCGGGUAUCUCCAGGGGAUCAGGAACUGGCCCAGAAAAACGUCCUGCGGGCGAGAACCGAGUGCACGCGCAAGGCGGAGGUGGCUCACUGGCACUGACUCGCACUAAAAUAAAAUAACAGGUAGUAGAAACCUCCCAGCCAUUAAAUGAAACAAACAUUCUGGCCCAUUAUGUG